Molecule: messenger RNA, 1221 nt
Organism: Gossypium arboreum
Lineage: Eukaryota; Viridiplantae; Streptophyta; Magnoliopsida; Malvales; Malvaceae
Exons: 7
Coding region: 527-868 (113 amino acids)
Source: RefSeq, a predicted model, not a curated record
AUAUUUUUAUUUUUACUAUUCUAAUUUGUUACUUUGAGACUUAGCCUCCGUUUGUUUGCCAUGAAAUCAUUUUCCGGAAAAGCUUUUUAGCCUUUUCCAGUGUUUGUUUGGCUGAAAAGAAUUUUCUAACGUAAAAUGAAUUACAAAACACGGGAGAUGAGACCUUUAAUUUGGGAAAAUGUCUUACCCUUUUUAUUUCGUUAAGAUAUUUUCAGAAAAAGAAGCCAAGAACUCUGAACACCUGAUAUUCCCUUUCCCUUCCUCUUCCCCCAUCCUUGACACCCCAAUCUUCUGCUUGCCGUCAGCCAAUAAUGAUUCUCAACACUAGACGCUGGCGUUAAUCUUUGAUUUUCCUCAUCUUCGCCUUUCGUUGUCAAAAUGGUUACUGCACCACCAAUCGGCAUAUAUAUUUGGAGUCACCCUCCCCAUCUACAUCCAUCUUUUCCAUUUCACUGAAAAUUAAGCCCUAGAAUUUUGAUUUGAAUCGUUCUGAGACAGCCAAGAUUGGUGGUUUACAUCCUGUGCUAUGAUAGAGGCAGUCGGGUCAUGCCUCACAAACAAGUAUUCCAAAGGACUACCUGGUAAAAGUACAAUGGUGGCAAUGAGUACAUUGAUGAACUUGAAAUACUUUGCCAGAAAAGGGCCUUGGCAGCAUUUCAUUUGGAUGAAAAGAAGUGGGGCAUUAAUGUUCAACCAUUGUCUGGGUCUCCGGCAAACUUUGAGAUAUAACACUUUCUCACCUGAUUCUAUGAAGAAAAUGCCUAAAUCAGAUCUGGUUGAAGAGACUUGGAGAUUACAAGCUGUAGCCUGUGAGCAGACCGAAAUCACCGAGUUUAGCCAGCAGGAGUUUGAAAGACUUCAAAAAUGAAAAGAUUCUCUAUAGAGUUUGCUUCGAAGAACAAAUCAACAUAGUCCUCCUCCCAUGUAGGCAUCAUGGCCUCUGCAGUACAUGCUGUGAGAAGUGUAAAAGGUGCCCAAUCUGCCGUGUUUCUAUAGAAGAGCGAUUGUCGGUGUAUGAUAUGUAGUCUGAAAUUACCUGUAGAAAAAAUUCAUGUAAAGUUUUCAAGAAUUGUUUGUGAUUUUUGGUGAAGCAAGCAUUGAGAAGCAAGUCAAUUUGGUUUAUUGGAACAUGAUACAAAUGUGUAAUCACAUCUAGGAAUUGUAAAUAACAUUUGUAAAUAACAAUUACAAAUAAUUUAUUUGACUUUGAUUAUUUUUAAA